AGGUCAAGGUGGGAGGUAGCGGGCUUGCACUCACUCGGUUGCGGUGGCGAUGCUGUGGACGCUGGCCAGAGCGUUGGCUUUUCGGAGACCCGGCCGAAGCCGGGCCGGCGGGAGGGGGCUGUGGACCGGCCGCCUGCAGUCAGAUACUGAUAGUAUGAAGCCACUGGAGGGUGUGAGAAUUCUGGAUCUAACAAGAGUACUGGCAGGACCUUUUGCCACGAUGAAUUUAGGCGACCUUGGAGCAGAAGUUAUAAAGGUGGAAAGACCAGGAGCAGGUGAUGACACACGAACUUGGGGACCUCCUUUUGUGGACACAGAAAGUACAUAUUUUCUCAGUGUUAAUCGAAAUAAAAAAAGUAUAGCUGUUAAUAUCAAGGAUCCGAGAGGGGUGAGAAUCGUCAAGGAGCUUGCAGCCAUUAGUGAUGUGUUUGUGGAAAACUAUGUCCCUGGCAAACUUGCUGAGAUGGGCCUAGGGUAUGAAGAUGUAGACAAGAUUGCUCCUCACAUCAUCUACUGUUCCAUCACAGGGUAUGGCCAGACAGGGCCCUUGUCUCAGAGAGCAGGUUACGAUGCUAUCGCCUCUGCUAUGUCUGGUCUGAUGCACAUUACAGGGCCCGAGAAUGGAGAGCCUGUUCGUCCAGGAGUGGCCAUGACUGACCUUGCCACUGGCCUGUUUGCCUAUGGAGCCAUUAUGGCUGGCCUCAUACGACGUUACAGAACUGGAAAAGGACUGUUCAUUGAUUGUAAUCUACUCUCAUCUCAGGUGGCAUGUUUGACCCAAGUAGCUGCUAAUUAUCUUAUUGGUCAAAAGGAAGCAAAACGCUGGGGCACAGCUCAUGGCAGCAUUGUUCCUUAUCAGGCUUUUAAAACCAAGGACGGCUACCUUGUAAUUGGAGCAGGAAGUAACCAACAGUUUGCUGUUGUAUGCAAGGUCUUGAAUUUGCCUGAGUUGAUUGAUGAUUCCAAGUAUAAAACGAACCAUCUUCGGGUGCAGAAUAGAAAGGAGCUUAUUAAAAUCCUAUCUGCAAGGUUUGCAGAAGAAGUAACCGCCAAGUGGCUUUGUCUCUUUGAAGGAAGUGGGAUCCCAUACGGCCCAAUCAACAGUAUGAAGGAUGUGUUCUCCGAAGCUCAGGCCAAGAUUGUGCAGUACAUUAAAGGAAUUCUUAAAACAUUUCAACAGCUUACUAGAUGACCUCAGCAUGGUCCUAUGAACAUGCCCUUGGGAACAUGUGCAUAAUUUGCAUUGUGGUUUGCGGGUUUCCAAUUCAAACAAACUUAAAAGAAAAUGCAGCUUUUAAUAGAAACUAUUCAAAUUCUUGCAAAACUAGGUAUGGAUUCUACUACAGAGAGGGUUUUAAAGCACUGUUAUCUACACUGAGCAUCAAGGAGCACUCUAGCCUGCCUCACGAUUGUCCUGCAGACUGUUUCUGCUCAUUCUUGAGUAUCAUCAUCUUAUAUUGAACUGUUUAGUUAAAAACUAUGAAUGAUUACAGCACCCAUGUUUUUCUUUGUCCUUGAUUUUAUGACCUGAGGGUGGGGAAGAAGGGCAAAGGGUGUCACAAAUGGGUGUUAUUUACCAUAGUUUUCCAUUUGUACCACACAAGUUGAAUAUGUCAGGUGUAAGACAUCACCAGGAAGCAUCACUUCUGAGAAAUAUUGUGAGGGAAACACCAGGAUUAUUGAAAUAUCACAGCUGGCUCUGAUAUUAACUGGUGCCAAACACCUGCAGCUCUACCAGGAACCAAAACAAAGCCCCACCCUGUGGCGGCAGGCCACCUCUUAACAGCCGUCUCUAACUUCGCAUCUCAUCAAACUUAAUUUUAACAUUUCCUACAGAAAUCUUAUUCUUCUUGCCCCAGAAGGCCAUUACAACUCCUUUCGUAAAUAUUUCAUAUGGGAUAAAUGUAUCAUAGAAACAAAGUGAAGUAUUGAAAUACUUGAUGGCUGAAAACUGUUGUUUUCAUCUCAUCAGUUGUGAAAGUCUAUGAAGUUAGUGGUUUUAUUAAUCUCAAAGCUAGCUCAUGUUCUCUAAGUGAUUUUAUUUUAGCACAUUUUGGCAAAAUUUCUGGGCAACUCGGGGAAAAAGCCUUCAAUAUUCAUAUAGUAAUCACCAGAGGAACUGCAUGGCUACCUUUCACACACACACACACACACACACACACAUACACACACACACACACACACUACGGAUAAUAAAUAUCUUUGACUAAUUUUAUUCUUUAGUGGAGUUACUUGGGCUUCAGGGAGUUAUACAAGGCUUAUAUCAUUGUCUAAUACUGUAGAGAAAUACCUGAACUCUGUCUAUGAAAUGUAAUUUCUGUAACAAGAAGCCUGUUGAUGAAGGUCUGAGUAAAAUAGUUUGUCUGGAAAUAGUUCUGUGGGUAGUUUGAAUGUAAUUGGCCCCCAUAUUAUCAUACGGUGUGGUACUAUUAGAAUGUGUGGCCUUGUUGGAGUGGGUGUGGCCUUGUUGGAGGAAGUGUGUCACUAGGGGUGGGCUUUGAGGUUUCCUCUGCUCAGAAUACACCCAAUAUCUCAGUCAACAUACUGUUGCCUGGAAGAUGUAGUACUCUCAACUAUCGCUCUAGUACCUGCACAUGCCAUGCUCCACACCAUGAUGAUACUUGACUGAACCUCUGAAACUUGUAAAUCUGCCCCUCAGUUAAAUGUUUUCUUACAAGAGUUGCCAUGGUCAUGAUGUCUCUUCACAGCAAUAAAAACUC
Messenger RNA from Peromyscus maniculatus bairdii (prairie deer mouse), 2720 nucleotides. The record is from RefSeq and is a predicted model, not a curated record. NCBI's taxonomy places the organism in Eukaryota, Metazoa, Chordata, Mammalia, Rodentia, Cricetidae.